Molecule: messenger RNA, 498 nt
Organism: Mucor velutinosus
Lineage: Eukaryota; Fungi; Mucoromycota; Mucoromycetes; Mucorales; Mucoraceae
Product: mitochondrial import receptor subunit tom20
Exons: 4
Coding region: 1-498 (165 amino acids)
Biological process (GO): regulation of transcription by RNA polymerase II
Molecular function (GO): protein dimerization activity; DNA-binding transcription factor activity, RNA polymerase II-specific; RNA polymerase II cis-regulatory region sequence-specific DNA binding
Source: RefSeq, a predicted model, not a curated record
AUGUCACAACAGCAACAGCAACAACCCAGCAAUAGUAAUAAUAACAUCAACACGAAUCUGUACCUGAGUUCCUUACUACAAGAUGAUACACAUCAAGACCACAACGCUAGCACAAACUCAAAUAACAGCAGAAAACGCAGUUACUCGACAGAUCAAGCAUUAGACGGAGGGGAAGAAGAAGGCGAUGUAUCCGAGAAAAAAGAGCGCAAAGGCCGUAAAGCACCACAUGAGCUGUUAACAGAUGCAGAAAAGAAGGCCAAUCACAUUGCAUCCGAAAAGAAGCGUAGACAGAAUAUAAGAUUAGGAUUUGACCAACUCAUUGAAAUUGUGCCAUCAUUGACACAAGGCAACAGAUCAGAGGCCUUUAUAUUACAAAAAUCUGUCGAUCAUAUUCGACAUUUAAUCAACGUAAAGAACGAUUUGAAGAGCCAGAUUAGAGAUCUUCAAGGUGUAUUAGGAGAAGCUAAUUAUGAUGAAGAUGUAAGUGAUUUAUUAUGA